UGGGGAAAGGUUCCUCUCAACAGACACAUGAAAGGGUUCCAUGUGAAAGGAGUUGCUGGUGUUUGUGACAUGGAAGAAAAUGCUUUAUUUGAUCACAAAGAGAAGAAAGUCUAUUUUCAGUAAACUCCUCAUUUUGGAUGGAUCAGUCGUUCUUCUCUCAGCGGGUGCAGUUGAAGUAAGCACGCUGCCUAUUGGCCGUGCACGUGUCUACCAUCAAAGUCCCGUUGCAAUGACCAACAACGACAAUAACUCUGAGGGCAUAUUGAGACUGAAUUAUUCUGUGACUACUACCUGAAAUGAACUCGGAAUGACCCUGACGAUGAGGCCAAAUGCAGAAGUUCCACUUUCACUUCAGCUGUCUACAAUUCCUGACCAUGCUUCUCUGAUAUCACUUCCUGGAACUGAUGCAGAAAUGAUAUGGGCGCAGCCUGGAACCGAUGUGGAACCGGUCUAGAACUGGUCAAGAACUGUUCUGAAAACGCCCGGAAUCUGUAAGAAUCUUUUUGGCUCCUCAUUUUGGAGCAAUUGAGAAGUUGAGCAUAUGGCGAAGCCUGUGAUGACGACCUCAUCAAUGACCUCGUCACCCCCUCACUUCCUGAAAUCCCUUCUCCUCAUGAGGGUGACGGGCGUGCCGGAGCCUUUUCCAACUGAAUUGGGGCGAGAGGCAGGGCACACCCUGGACUGGUCGCCAGUUAAUCGCAAGGCACAUACAGACCAGCAAUCUCUCCCAGUCACAUGACGAACUCGGCACAAGUCAGAGUGUUCAACCAAGCAUAACGUGGAUGAUUUUAGAAUGUGUGUGAGUAGCUGGAAAAAAAAAAAAACACUCCAGCACCAGGAGAAAAUGCAAACUGCACACGGCAAGGUGGCAGAUGAGAGCAAGCCCUGAAAGUCAGAAAUGUGAGCCAAACAUGUCAACCAUCUCAUCCAAUGCACCGGAAAAUAGGGACCUCAAUGGCGUGGCCAGGGGUGCUCGAGUGCAGGUGUGUUUGUGGAAUGCUCAGGAAUUAGCAUCCGCCCCCCCCCCCCCCCCCCACGCUGGCUGCUAAGAUGCCUUGUGACAUAUGUCAGCGUCGCUCACUCUGCACCGGCCGCAAGGACAGACGGCGAGCCCCGCCAUUGGCUACCAGGCGGCCCCGGGGAAAAGAGGCGGGGUCAGGCUGAUUGAUAAAGCAGGAAGAGGCGGUGCCCGGCCAGCACACAACAAGUGACAGAAGAGGAAUAGCCGCCGCCACUGUGUUGCUAUGGCAACGCAGAGGACAUGACAGCAGAGGACACACAGCUUGACACAAUGACGACAGAACAUUCCCGGUGCUCCAGUGACACCGCAGACUCUCUUCCAAGCCUUUAGCCUUUGAUUGCGGACCAGGUGGUCCGGAACCGUCAGCAAAGGUCUUCAGAGAAAAAAGGAGCCUGGGGGUAUUUGAGGUGUUAAAAUGUCCCAGUCGGGAAAGGUGCUGCACCUGUAUGUUGAGGUGCGCUCUGCGGGUGAAGAAGAAGGAAGGCUUCCUGGGAUCGGAGAUGACGGAAGGGGUCACCUGAUCCUUCAGUGUCCGGAUGUUCUCCCUCACUCUCAAAGGAGCUCUGUCCUUUCCAGCCCCAACCGAAGUCCGGACCAUUCCCCGAGUACCCGCCGCCGAAUGCCGGGUGGGCUCCGGAGCUCCUCUCCCUCCAUCUCGUCCGCCAGGCACUCGGUCAGCCCGCAGCCUGGAUACUUUCACCAAGAGGAGAUGCUACCCAACACGUUUGAGGACUUGCUUCAGGUCCUUACCACCAGUCAAGGUCAUCAGUACUCGGGAGCUCUCGCCCCGUCGUCGGAUGCGUACCCCUAUCAAAGGCGGAAGCUUACCGAGCCUCCGUCGGCGUUCGGGCGCAUGAAUGCACCUUCGACACCCACUUUCCACCGCCGGUCCUGCGAUGUCCAAGGGUCUGGCGCUCAGGAGAGGAAAUCGUCUGUGGUGACCUUCGGGUAUAUUGAGAAAGCCAAUGUUCAUAUGACGGGCGACCGUCGACUGAGUGACCCGUUAGGAUCCGGAAGCCGGGUGGGACGGGCCGAACCCUGCCCGGUUCACCAUCGCCCCUCUACCAAUCCGGGCUCUCCUUUCCUGCACAGAGAUGCGAUCGCUCGAGAUGCCACCUACCGCGCCCUGGAAGAGUUUGGCUCGCCGGAAUUGCGGCGGCGCUUUGCAGGUCGCGGCAACGAGAACUACAACCCGACCUUGCCGCGAAACCACAAAUGGCCAACCUGCCGUUCAUGGGCGGGGUCACCAAUCCUGCCCCACGCUACCCUCACUUUGCCAUCCGGCGCUCAGCUCAGAGACCUCGAUAGGGGAGGCUGUCGGAACUCCCCCGACGGCUUGGGGAGAAGCUCCGAGUCCGAUCGGCUUCCCGCGCACCCCGGGUUCUCCCCCCGCACAGCGGCUCGUACAUCGGGGCAUCGUUCUCACGGCGCUCUCCAGAUCCAGCAGUCUUCUUGGUCGGGGGACGAAAGUCCCCGACUGUCCGGCAGAUUUCAACCACCUUUACCAGCCGGACGGCCUACAGAUAUCCAGCACGAUGUCCCGAGCAACAGAGCAAAUGGUGUGCUAAGCUCCUCCCCCUUUUCCAAUGCUGACACUUUCUGGGGUCAUCAAAGUCCCUCUCCAACGCCUUCCCCGUCGGAGUCUUUGAGGUCACUCAGUCCAAGCGUCGGAGAGUCAUUGCUUCAAAAACCCCAACCGCUUUCCGAUCUUUAUGGGGACGCCUCCUUGGAUCCGCUGCGGGAAAACGAACCGAAGGCACGAUGGAAGCCGGACAAAUCCAAACUUCAAGUAGAACCGGAAAGCGUCUCGCACGCCUUGGGCAGGAAAGGACCCUGCUCACCUGCGACUUCUCAUUUGCAUGUCUUAACCCCACGCCCGGAGCAGAAUUCAAACUCCACUCAGCAUCCGCCCCUCCCGGACCAUCGCCACCGAGCGGCGCUCUCGACUGGCUGGGAGUCCAAGCGGCGCGAUCGCUCACGCAGCCCCGACGCCUCUAGUGGACUCGCCUCCUGGCAAACAGUCCAAGCCUCAUCCUCCUCACGGAAAGAGCUCAAGAAGACCAGUCCGGUCCAAGACAGCCUGCAAGUCUGUCAGCAAAAGUCCCGGCGCUUUGCUGCAAGACCCGACGAAAAGAGUUUCCGAAAGCAAGGUGAAGACGAGGCAAGACGGGAUCAUUGCGCACCCGUCGGGCAUUUGUCCGGGACUCGGCAGGAAAACGUUCAGGAUCUCAACAAGGUGGUCGGGACGUCCUCGCGGAGCUCCAGCGGGCUGACGGGAAGCUUGGGUGAAGGAAGCGUGUCUCCUGAAAGCUGGAGCCAGUCUAGCUGCGAUCUAGGCUCCGGGAUCCAGUCAGGCCAAAGUUCGGACGCGAGUCUGCCUUCGAGAUCACAGAAAAUCGCCCAGGCCAAGUGGAACUUCCUGUUUGGAGCACAGAGCCAGGAAGACAGCAGCAGCAAUAAAGGCAGUCCUCGGCCCGCUGCGUCCUCGCUGAGCCCCGCCCCCGCCAAUACGCCCAAGCAGAGGCGGGGCGGGAGGGCCGUCCAGCCUCAAAGGUCGUCCCAUCACCAAAAAGUUCGGCAGAUCGAGGUGGAACUGCUCACCUCCGACCCGGGAGACUCGGCCCCCGAGACGGGCGUGCUUCGGCGCAGCGUCAAAUAUUCCGAGACGGACCUGGACCGCGUGCCGCUGCGCUGCUACCGAGAAACUGACCUGGACGAGGUGAUGCGGGCGGAGGCGGCCGGGGAGGAUCCCGACGAGGCUUUGCUGAGGGCCUGUCGGACUGAGGGAGGGCCGAUGGAGGAGGAGGAGGACGAGGACAACGAGGAUGGCCUGGCGAACCGGCCGAGAGAGCGCCAGAGGCAGAAGGCCGCCUCCCACCAUGACGGUGGCUUCACUCUAUUGCUGAAGGGGACGUCGGAGGUGAAAGGCCCGUCGGCGGCGGCGGCGGGCGCCGGCGUCCCCCUGCGGCCGUCCGACAGCCACCUGGAUUCUUUCAGUCGCCAUUUUGAAAGCAUUAUGGAGGGCCACCGGGCCAAAGGAACCUCCUUCAGCAGCCUGGACAGCGUCGACCUGCUCACCUCGGGAUCCACGUCCGUCUUCACCUUUGACCUGCCCACGCUCACCCCUGAAAUCCAGAGUCAGAUCUGCGAGAGCGCCAAGAACAUCAUCCAGCUGAGCUUCGCCCCUUUGUCAAAGGCGGGCGAGCCCGCCGCCCGCUCGGAAGUCUCCUUGCCAGCGUGCUCCGAGGACGACGGCUCCGAGGCAAAAGAGCCGUCGCGGCGCUCCAUCCUCAAAGACGGCUUCCGCAAAACCAGCUCGGCGCCGGCGCUCCACGCGGCUGCCAGGGAGCGCGUGGCCAACCGGCCCCCCGAGCUGCUGUACCCGCAGGCCGACGUGGCGGAGCGACUGGCGCGCGGCGACCGCGGGGACGCGCUGGCCAACGGCGCCAAGGCCGACCCGCAGGCCGCGAAACGCCUCGCCGAGCGCCUCUAUCGGCUGCAAGGCUUCCGCAAGUCUGACGUGUCGUCGCACCUCAGCAAAAAUAACGACUUCAGUCGGAGAGUGGCGGAAGAAUAUCUCAGCAACUUUGACUUCAACGGUCUCGCCAUCGACCAAGCACUCAGAGUCUUCCUGAGCAAGCUCACGCUGAUGGGAGAAACUCAAGAGCGAGAGCGAGUCCUAGCUCACUUUUCCAGAAGAUACGUCGCCUGUAACCCCCGCGGCCACGCUGCCCAAGACAGCGUCCACACGCUGACUUGUGCUCUGAUGCUGUUGAAUGUUGAUCUCCAUGGAAACAAUGUCGGCAAGAGGAUGUCCUGCAGUCAGUUCAUCUCCAACCUGGAAGGUCUGAACAAUGGAAAAGACUUUCCUAAAGAUAUGCUGAAGUCGUUGUACGCGUCCAUCAAGAACGACAAACUCCAGUGGACCAUCGACGAGGAGGAGCUGCGGACGUCCGCGUCGGACUCGGCCGACGGCCGAACAGACUCCGCCUCCCACACGCUGAAGCGAGCGGGGAUGGGCCGCAACCAGCUGGCGGCUGCGGUGCAGCGGGCCGACGGCGAGCUGUACAAGAGCGGCUUCCUGGUGCGCAAAGUCCACGCCGACGCAGACGGCAAGAAAACGGCGCGGGGCAAACGAGGCUGGAAGUCCUUCUACGCCACCUUGAAGGGUCGCGUGCUCUACCUGCAGAAGGACGAGUACGGCGCCGAGCGCCAGCUGACGGAGGACGACGUGAAGAACGGCGUGUCGCUGCACCACGCGCUGGCCAUGAGAGCCGCCGACUACGCCAAGCGGCCCAACGUCUUCUACCUGCGCACCGCCGACUGGAGGGUCUUCCUCAUGCAGGCGCCGUCGCGCGAGGACAUGCGAUCGUGGAUCACCCGCAUCAACGUGGUGGCGGCCAUGUUCUCGGCUCCGCCCUUUCCGCCCGCCAUCGGAUCGCAGAAGCGCUUUGCUCGCCCCCUGCUGCCCGGCUCCACCACCAAAUUGUCGCAGGGCGAGCAGGCAGCGUCUCACGAGGCUCGUUUCCGGGCGGCGUCCUCUGACCUGGACGAGCUGGUUGGCGCCGCGCCGGACCGCAAGGUUAAAGGUCGCGAGUUGGACGAGCAGAAAGCGCGACGAGAGUAUUUGGAGUUUGAGAAAACGCGUUACGGUACGUACGCCAUGCUGCUGCGCGCCAAGAUGUCCGCCGGUGAGGAGGACUUGGCAGCCUUCGAGGCGCGACUCUUUGAGGACGGUGGUGACAGUGGCCACCAGAGGGCGCACUUCAGCCCCUCGCCGCUACAGCACGCGGACGGCAAAGAGAAGACGCGCGGCGCCAAAAGUUUAAAGGUCGUCUCCUCGCAUUUCCUCUGCGACGGCAGCGCCCAGCGAGAAGAGGAAAGCGGCAAGAAUGAGGACACGCCACGGCCGCAGGCUUCCAAGUUGGCAUCCGGACAGGAAGUGACGCCGUGAGGAGCGCCCGCAGCGACGCAUCGUGGGGAAAAAUCCGGAAGAGGAGGACGCGCUUCGUCUUAAGACUUUGACGCCGGCGCUCUUUUUCCCCUUCCUUGUCUUCGUCUGAUGCCGUCGCCAUGGCAACAGAUGGGGAGCAACUCACCGUGGCAACCACUCGACACGGCACGAACGAACGACGUCGUCGUCACGGCAACGGGAGAAAUCCUCAUCGUCCGGACCAAAAUAAAUCACCGCCACAGGUGCACGUGCACAUCGACACACUUGCACACACGCAUACAGCUGUCGGAUAUAUUUAUUGAUCAUCGUGCACAACAUCAACAGUCGGCAACACAAAAACGUUUGUCAUCUUAACGGACGACCGGAAAACUUUUUUUUUUCUCGUGAGUGAGUGAGUGACAUCACAGCCAUGUCACCUUGAUGCUGCUCAGUGAUUGGCCGCAGGCGGCCGCUCGUCUUCUAUCGGCUGACUGCUGAAGCCGCUGUCCACUGUCGAUUCUGAUAUGAGCAAAGACAACAAACACGCUUCUUCAUCAUCAUCAAAAUCAUAGAGUGGCGCCUUGAGAUAUGAGUUUUAGCACGCUCCUUUCUCGUGUUUCUUUUCCACAUUGUAAAUAAUGGAUGCGACCCCCCCC
Molecule: messenger RNA, 6610 nt
Organism: Hippocampus zosterae (dwarf seahorse)
Lineage: Eukaryota; Metazoa; Chordata; Actinopteri; Syngnathiformes; Syngnathidae
Gene: psda
Product: pleckstrin and Sec7 domain containing a
Exons: 20
Coding region: 1437-5975 (1512 amino acids)
Biological process (GO): regulation of ARF protein signal transduction
Molecular function (GO): phospholipid binding; protein binding; guanyl-nucleotide exchange factor activity
Source: RefSeq, a predicted model, not a curated record